GGGAGAGCAGCAAGUCAGCUUGUCAAAACCUAGGAGGCAUGAUGGCUGCCCCUCAUUCACUUGAAGAAAUGAAGUUCAUGGCAGAUUUGGCACGACAGAAGGACAGCAAAUACAGCGUCUGGAUUGCUUGCAAUGACAUUAAAGUUGAAGGAAACUGGACGUGUGACGGCCAGGAAGGAAGCAAGCCGUUCAUGGCAUGGGGACCUGGGCAGCCGCAUAAUACGGAUAAUAUUCAAGACUGUGCAGCAAUAGCUGCAAAAUGUAAUGACAGUAUGAAUGAUGCUCGCUGUAGUAAAUCCCGUGAGGCCGUUUGUAUCCGUCAGGCUGUCUGCACUCCUCGCCUAACCCAACCCCGUCAAUACUGCUUCUCCAGCAACACUCCCAUCCCAAUGCUCAACUCAACCUGCCUCCUUGACCACGUCAUCCGAGAGUUUAUUACCGAGGGUGUCACUGCUUGUGGCUCGACCUGCAUCAAGGAGCCUGGAUGUCGCUCCUUCAACAUCAAAAACGGAGAUGGCAAGAAACUGUGCCAGCUGAACAACAGCACAAGCUCCAAAGACAAGGACAAGUUCCAAACCAUCGCUGAUUUCUGUAUCUAUCUGGAGGAAUGCAUUGGCUAAUUCAGACAUUAUAAGAGGUGUACUUUACAAACAUGAACCUAGUGAAAACAGAACUUGGUGGAACGCCUAUUAGGGAAUUUGACAAUGUGAUUUUAUGAACAUUAUUUCUCUGCCACAU
This is a messenger RNA of Acanthaster planci (crown-of-thorns starfish), 738 nucleotides long. Its product is annotated as type-2 ice-structuring protein-like. Lineage: Eukaryota; Metazoa; Echinodermata; Asteroidea; Valvatida; Acanthasteridae. The record is from RefSeq and is a predicted model, not a curated record.